AUGGUCUAUGGCGUUUGGGGACCGGAAUUGGCCCGUGUAUCAGUCGUAGACAUGGACAACAAAUUGGUACUCGAUCUCAUUGUAAAACCUCAUAACACGGUUAUCGACUACAACACGCGGUUCUCUGGACUGACCGCUAAUCAAGUGGAGACUUCCGAAGUGGACCUGUUUGAAGCCCAAAAUCGCCUUUUCGAAUUAGUAAAUGAACGAAGUAUUCUCAUUGGUCAUAGUCUUGAGUCGGAUCUGAAAGCAAUGCGAUUGAGACAUGAACGAGUAGUCGACACUGCUGUAGUUUUCGAACACAGGUAUGUCAUUGCUAUGAGUAUCUUGGCCUGA
This is a messenger RNA of Cylicostephanus goldi, 336 nucleotides long. NCBI's taxonomy places the organism in Eukaryota, Metazoa, Nematoda, Chromadorea, Rhabditida, Strongylidae. The record is from the annotation of a GenBank genome assembly.